CAGACACUCCGAGACCUGGCCCCGCACUCCUUGCUCCAAGGGGCAGGCAGGACAGGCUGAAAAUAGAAACCACUUCCAAAAAGAUAAAGCCCGGGAGCCCCCAUCUGCACAGCAAUGCCGACAGGACGUGCACAUACAGAACAGCCGGCUGUCCACACCCUGGUUUCAGCCUUUCCCCAGGCCCCGUGAACCUCAGGACCCCAGGACACGGGUCCAUCACAUCUUCCAGAGCCCCGGUGUGCGCAUGUGGAGUGCGGUGUGGUUUGGGGGGGUGUCCGGUGGGAGGAGGAUUUGAUUCCUGUUUCCUGCUCCUACUCACUCAGCCCUAGGAGGUGACUGAGAGUGGAGAGGACUCGAGGGGGAUGACUCCAGCAGAGCCCCACACUCCUUUGAAAAGCUCAAAGGAAGAUGUCAGACCAGUCUCUUCCUACAGCAACACCCCCUACGCAGAAGCCCCCUCGGAUCAUCCGCCCUCGCCCCCCCUCUCGACCUCGGGCUGCCCAGUCCCCUGGGCCCCCCCACAACGGCUCUUCUCCUCAAGAACCUUCUGGCACCUCCAAUGAUGCACCCAACCCAAUGUGCUCCCCCAUCUUCUGGGAACCCCCCGCCUCUUCCCUCAAGCCCCCUGCCCUGCUGCCCCCUUCCGCUUCUAAAACCAGCCUCGACUCCCAGGCCUCCCCAGACUCCCCUUCCAGCACCCCCAGUCCAGUGUCCCGGCGCUCCAUCUCCCCAGAACCCGCACCCAGGUCUCCAGUCCCCCCACCCAAACCCUCCGGGUCACCCCGCACGCCUCUGCCCCUGCCGCACCCAGCCCCCCGGGGCCAAGCCCAGGAUGGCCCUGCCUCUGCCCCAGGCACUGUGCGGAGACUGGCUGGCAAAUUCGAAUGGGGGACUGAGGGCCGGGUCCAGGCUGCACCAGAGCCGGCUCCCCAGGGGGGCGUGGAUGUGAAUGGGGAGAGAGAGACUCCCCGGGGCAGCCUCAGGAGAAGGGGAUCCCAGGAGAAUGGCGCACCGGAUGCGGCCCAGGCCUGCCCACCCUGCUGCCCCUGUGUCUGCCAUGUAGCCCGGCCUGGCCUGGAGCUCCGGUGGGUCCCCGUGGGGGGCUGUGAGGAUGGUCCCAAGGCCCUCUGCCGAGCCUCCCCACUGCGGGCCUCCCGCUCCCGCCCCAACCCUCCCAGCAUCAGUCACCCCUCAGUGGUCCUCACGUCUUACCGCUCCACUGCUGAGCGCAAACUCCUGCCACCUCUCAAACCCCCAAAACCAACUCGGGUCAGGCAGGACCCCACCAUCUCUGGGGACCCCCCACAGCCAGAUCUCCGUCUGCCCUCUGAAGAUGGAAGCCAAACAGGGAACAGUCCAGAUGAAGCCCCUCAGAAUGACGCUCCAGCAACCAUGGAGGGCAGGGAUGAGGGCCUGAAGGAGCUGAAGGAGCAGAACUGGGAGGUGCCCCUGCAGGAUGAACCCCUGUACCAGACCUACCGCGCAGCCGUGCUGUCAGAGGAGCUGUGGGGGGUCAGUGCGGAGGGGAGUCCCUCUCCGACAAACCCUGGAGACGCUCCCGCCUUCGCCCGGCUCCCUGGCCCUCGAAACACGCUGUGGCAGGAGCUCCCGGCGGUGCGAGCCAGUGGCCUCCUGGACACGCUCAGCCCCCAGGAGAGGCGCAUGCAGGAGAGCUUGUUCGAGGUGGUGACCUCCGAGGCCUCCUACCUGCGCUCCCUGCAGCUGCUGACCGACACCUUCGUGCUGAGCCAGGCGCUCCGGGACACGCUCACGCCCCGCGACCACCACACUCUCUUCUCCAACGUGCAGAGGGUCCAGGAAGUCAGCGAGUGGUUUCUCGAGGCCUUGCUGUCCCGCGUACGCUCUUCCCCCCACAUCAACGACCUUUGCGACGUGGUGCACGCCCACGCCGUGGGCCCUUUCUCCGUGUACGUGGAUUACGUGCGCAACCAGCAGUACCAGGAGGAGACCUACAGCCGCCUUAUGGACACGAACGUGCGCUUCUCCGCGGAGCUGCGCCGGCUGCAGAGCCUCCCCAAGUGUGAGCGGCUCCCGCUGCCGUCCUUCCUGCUGCUGCCCUUUCAGCGCAUCACGCGGCUCCGCAUGCUGCUGCAGAACAUCCUCCACCAGACAGAGGAGGGGUCCAGCCGCCAGGAGAAUGCCCAGAAGGCCCUGGGUGCUAUCAGCAAGAUCAUUGAGCGUUGCAGUGCUGAGGUGGGGCGCAUGAAGCAGACGGAGGAGCUGAUCCGGCUCACCCAGAGGCUGCGCUUCCACAAAGUCAAGGCCCUGCCCCUGGUCUCCUGGUCGAGGCGCCUGGAGUUGCAGGGGGAGCUGACGGAGUUAGGGUGCCGGAGAGGGGGCAUGCUCUUCACCUCGCGCCCCCGCUUCACUCCCCUCUGCCUGCUGCUCUUUAGUGACCUGCUGCUCAUCACGCAGCCUAAGAGUGGGCAGCGGCUACAGGUGCUGGACUAUGCCCAUCGCUCCCUGGUCCAGGCCCAGCAGGUUCCGGACCCAUCUGGACCCCCGACGUUCCGCCUCUCCCUUCUCAGCAACCACCAGGGCCGCCCCACCCAACGGCUACUCCAAGCUUCCUCCCUAUCAGACAUGCAGCGCUGGCUGGGAGCCUUCCCCACCCCUGGCCCCCUUCCCUGCUCCCCAGACACCAUCUAUGAGGACUGUGAAUGUUCCCAGGAUCUGUGUUCAGAGCCUUCGACACCAGCCAAGACUGAGGGACAGAGUCUGGAGUCCAGGGCUCCCCCCAAGCACCUACACAAGAGCCCUGAAGGCUGGCUGAAGGGCCUUCCUGGGGCCUUCCCUGCCCAACUGGUGUGUGAAGUCACAGGGGAACAUGAAAGGAGGAGGCACCUUCGCCAGCACCAGAGGCUCCUGGAGGCUGCUGGACCCUCUUCAGGAAACCCCAGUGCCCCCCAAUCCUAAUGCAUGCUGGGGAGGGGGCGCAGGCAGGGACAGCUGGCAGCGUGGCGCAGAGAGGACAAAGCUCAUCUAUCUAUUGGAUUCGCUGUCAGUGGAAAUACUACCUCUAGUGCCAACCAAUAGGGACCAAGCUUCAGGACGAGGCAGCCAAUGAGAACAGGAUGGUCAGAGCCCAGGCAGUGAGGGAGAACGAGGCUGGUGUGAGUGUGUGGCCAAUGGAGACAGAGGCUUAGUGCAGAGGGGCUGAUCUGGACCCAAGAGAUCAGUAGCGACUCUCUUUGGUUCUAGAGCAACAGCCAGUCCUGCCCUUUGAAUCGAAGAAGUAUUAGAUUUCAUUCUCAGGGUGUUUCCUAUGUCCUCUCAAGCCAGGUUUUCUCUUCUAGAAGAAUCCAGUGUGUGUUUCUCAGAGUGUGUGUGUGUGUGU
This is a messenger RNA of Myotis lucifugus (little brown bat), 3358 nucleotides long. It is a transcript of the gene ARHGEF15, whose product is annotated as Rho guanine nucleotide exchange factor 15. Gene Ontology annotation, biological process: activation of GTPase activity. The coding region runs from base 409 to 2937 and encodes 842 amino acids. Gene Ontology annotation, molecular function: guanyl-nucleotide exchange factor activity. Lineage: Eukaryota; Metazoa; Chordata; Mammalia; Chiroptera; Vespertilionidae. The record is from RefSeq and is a predicted model, not a curated record. The transcript has 17 exons.